Molecule: messenger RNA, 1346 nt
Organism: Labrus bergylta (ballan wrasse)
Lineage: Eukaryota; Metazoa; Chordata; Actinopteri; Labriformes; Labridae
Source: RefSeq, a predicted model, not a curated record
GGUAAAUAAAAUAAAAAAAGUAAACUUGAAAUGUGCAGUAAACUGAGUGUCUUGGAAUGAGGAAGUAAACAACAGAUCAGCUGAAGUGAAACUCUGCUACAGUAGGUGAGGGAGACGGGUCUGAUGCACACUGUAGAUGUUUCCUGAAUCAGUACGACAUCCGGGUAUUUAUAACAAACUUACAUCUCACAUUUGUUCACAUAUUGCAUUUUGGACCAAUCAGGAUGAACUACUAGUGUAGUAGGAGGUUUGAAUACAGCCCAUCCGUUGUUGCACAAGACUUUUCUCAAUGCAUUGUGGGAUGAAUUCACACACUACAAAAUUGACAGUUUUAAUUUGAUCAUUUUAAUUUGAGGGAUUGUAAUACUAUAUACAUAUAAAUAUGUACAGAUUUGAUCACUUCUGUCAUUUUGUACGGCUGCAUGAACUUGACAGUGAUAUUUCUGGUCCCUAGAAGCAGCAGCAGAGUGAGACCUCCUCGCUUCUGCUGCCUCUCUGCUCUUUGUUUUUAGGAAACGUGUCCUUACAGAGACUCCAGCAGCGUUUGUUGUAGAUGAAUGAGAAAGACACAGCUCCAGCUCUCCACUGAAGCCCGACUCUGAACAAACAUGUCUGAGGCUGAACCGGUCUCGGUCCCGGAGGCCGCCGCCGCCGUCCUGGAAGCCCUGAACGCCACGGACUCGAACGGGACCGAGGCGCUCAACGCGACGGUUAAAUUCGUGGCCACACCGGAGGGUACGGCGCUGGCUUACGGCGGCCUGGUGUUCAUGGCGCUGCUGCCCAUCUUCUUCGGAGCCAUACGGUCCGUCAGCUGCUCUAAAUCCAAGGAGCUUGGAGACAAUGAUUACGACUCUGGGUUCAGAAAUGCAUCAGACAUGCCAGAGACCAUCACCAGCCGGGACGCCGCGCGGUUCCCCAUCAUCGCCAGCUGUACUCUGUUUGGACUCUACCUCUUCUUUAAGGUGUUCUCUCAGGAGUACAUCAACCUGCUGCUCUCCAUCUACUUUUUCGGUCUUGGCGUCCUGGCUCUGUCGCACACGAUGAGCCCUCUCAUGUCCAGAAUCUUUCCAGCUUCUUUCUCAAACAAACAGUUCCAGCUGCUCUUCACUCAGGGCUCCGGAGAGUCCAAAGAAGAAAUAGUGAACUACGAGUUUGACACAAAGAACCUGGUGUGUCUGCUCAUCAGCAGCGUGGUGGGAGUGUGGUACCUGUUCAAAAAGCACUGGAUCGCCAACAAUCUGUUUGGUUUGGCGUUCGCCCUGAAUGGCGUGGAGCUGCUCCACCUGAACAACGUCAGUACCGGUUGCAUCCUGCUGGGGGGGCUGUUUGUCUACGACGUCUUCUGG